UAAUUUUACUUAAAAUAUAUCAUGCAAAUUAGAUUUUUUGUACGUCUAAAAAUAUAAUCGUUAUACAUGUAUAAUUUUAGAAAAAUACGCAAGGAAAAAACAAUAUUUUAAAGGAAGUGUGUCGAUAAACGUCAGAUUUAUGUUGUGUUUCCUUCCGGAGGAUAAUAGAGAAGGGACCCGGGCUGGAUUUUCUGGAGUUUGGAAGAAGACAUUUGUUUUGAGAGUUUUUCUCUGCGAGGCUUUUUCAACAACAUGGGUAACUUCAGAUUGUUUUUGAGAACAACACUGCUCCUCCUGGUAGUGGCGUUGUGUCCGGUGAGCUGUGAUAUAACGGACGGAAACACGGAGCAUCUGAAGAGAGAGCACUCCUUAAUGAAACCCUACCAAGGUGUCGGCAACAGUGCUAGUAGUCAGUGGGACUUCUGGGGAAGCACGCUGGUGACAAGCUCAUAUGUGCGACUCACUCCAGACGAGAGAAGCAAGCAGGGAUCCAUCUGGAAUACUGUGCCGUGUUACCUGAAGGACUGGGAGAUGCAUGUGCAGUUCAAAGUUCAUGGGUCAGGAAAGAAGAGUCUCCAUGGCGACGGCAUCGCUCUCUGGUACACAAAGGACAGACUGCAUCCAGGGCCUGUGUUUUCCAACAAUGCUCUCUUCCACGGGCUGGCUGUGUUUAUAGAUACUUACUCUAACGAUGAUGCAACAGAUCGUUCCUUCCCGUACAUUUCGGCCAUGGUGAACAACGGCUCGGUGAAUUACGACCACGGCAAAGACGGCCGAUCGUCGGAGCUGGGAGGCUGCUCGGCUGAGAUCAGGAACAGAGAGCACGACACGUACCUCGCCAUUCGCUACUCCAAAGGAAGACUCACUGUGAUGAUUGAUGUGGAGGACAAGAACGAGUGGAAGGAGUGCAUCGACAUCGGAGGUGUUCGUCUUCCUACCGGAUAUUUCUUUGGUGCCUCAGCAGCUACAGGAGAUCUGUCUGAUAACCAUGACAUCAUCUCUAUGAAGCUCUACCAGCUGAUGGUAGAACACACCCCCGAAGAGGAGAACUUGGACUGGACCAAGAUCGAGCCCAGCGUCAGCCUCCUCAAGUCCCCUAAAGACAACAUUGACGAUCCUACUGGAAACUUCCGAGGCACGCCCCUCACUGGCUGGAAGGUCUUCCUGCUCCUGCUGUGCGCUCUGCUGGGAAUCGUCGUGUGCGCUGUGGUGGGAGCUGUGGUUUUCCAGAAGAGACAGGAGAGGAACAAGAGGUUUUACUGAGCCUUAUCAGAGAUGUGUUUGUUGUGGAAUGAACUGUUUCCAGAUGACAGAUUGAGCACAUUCAAUGUGAAUUCUUUUUCUAAAGAUUGUACAAAUGUUUAUAUCUUUGAAGCACUGCGUUCGGAGAGAGAUAUGGUGACUUGUGAUGUUGGUAAGAAGGUGGAAAACUAUAGUGGCGACCAUUACGAGUGGCCCUGCUCAAUGCUGUUUUUGUUCUCCAUGUGUUCAUUAAUUGCAGGGUUAGAAUAGAGUGUUUCAGGUUCUUAAAAGAUUGUCUCUUUGCUGCAGAUGUGAUGCUUCAAAAUGGUGACGCCAGAUGGUAAUUUAGAUUUUUGUCUUCCAGGCUGUUUUACCUGAUUAUUUAUGGGAUUAAGAAAGCAGCUCCAAACACAGAGCAAAAAACGUCAGAUAAAAAAACAUUAUGAAGUCAUUGUGGCAACCACAGAAACGAUUCACGCCGGAUGACGCCUCAUUGAAUGUGAAUGCAGCUUUAGCCUGUGUGGAGUGUAGAGUUGUAUUAAUUGAUUUCACUUUCUGUUACUGUCGCUCUCAUUCUGACAUUUAGAAAAUACAAUUUUGCUUGUUAGCAGUUUAAAAUAAUUAAGAAUGAAUUGUGUUACAACACAUUCUCCACGUAUAUAUUCAGAAUGCAGUGGCUAUCUAGGAGGAUAAAUUAUGGACUGUAUGUUGUUUCUGUUUUAUUCUAAAUUGGCAAGAUAUGUGCAGAACAACCACCUGAGUCACAGCUCAGCAUCAAAGAUCACCUGUCAGUACUAUGAUGGCUUUGUCUUUGGAUUUUCUAUUAAUGGAGUUUGAUAGUUUUGUAGGUGGCGCUAUUGUUUGUUUUUUUAACUCUGUUCAUGCUGCAGUUUGUUUCUGAUAAUGUAAUAAUGUGAAACUUCAGUGUUUCACUCAGGCCACCUCGCCUGAAAUACAGACCACUAGGGCUGCAACUAACGGCGGUUUAAUCAGUCAAUUCAGUCAAUCAUUUGGCCCAGAAAAUGUCAGGAAAUUUAACUUAAUACCCAUCACAAUUUCUCAAAGCUCAAGUUGACAUAUAUUCAAAGUGCUUGUUUUGUGUAACUAACAAAGAAAUUAGUUGAAUCUCAUUGAAAACUUGAAAAUAUUCACCUUUUAGAAGCUGGAACUAAAUAAUUCAUUAUCAAAGUAGUUUUCAUAUACUUUUAUGAAAUUACCUUCAAGGAAAUAGAGAGGAGGCGCUACAUCACACAGCAAAUACCAUUGUACUUAAUGAGUGUGGCUGUUAUAGAUAGAGCAGCAAAUCUGCAUUGAUCUGAAAAUUGUCACUUUAAUCACUAUCUCUGGUGUGACGGCAGAAAUGGUAACAUUUUGCCUCAUGAUAUUAUACCGUUUAAAGUCUUACUAAAUACCACAACUUGUCCCUAAUUAUAUAUUACAGCAGGGUAAGGCCACUUGAAGAGCGUUCAGUACACAAGAGGAUGAAAAUUGAACAACCUCAAACCUUUAGACUGAAAUAGUUUGUCUCUUUUUUAUUUUCCUUGCAGGGUCUUUAGAGCAGCAUUUUUCAGCGUUUAAUCCAGAAUAUGCCUUUGUUAUCUUUCAGUUAAUGAUGCUAAAUUGUGACAAAAACUUCAAUUAAAUUCUUCAGUAUGAUGAAUAUUAGAAUCAUUAACUGCUACAUAAAACUAGUGAUUACAAAAAUGCACGCAGACGGUGCUAAUUAUAAAGCUUAGAGAGAUCGCUCCCAUCAGGCACAUUUAAGUUUUGUUUGUUUUGUUGUUGGUUUUCUUCCAGUUUCCAUUUCCAUAAUGUUCCCGUUUGAUUCUGUCUUUGCUUUGUUAACAAACACGCUAAAAGUAAAAUUCAUGAUUUGAUGACACACUUUCAUCACUGCUGAAAUGCAGAUUUAAGAAAAAAAAACUUGUUUUAACUUGACUCAGCGUUCUCAUCACUUCUCCUGGGUUCUUUAAACCGUUCUGUAUUUGUUUCUGCCACUUCAGUUGGUUUUAUGAUGGGACUUGAAACAGCUCCUCUCAGCAGAAAUAAUGUAUUAAAAUGAAGAAGAAACAGUUU
Molecule: messenger RNA, 3318 nt
Organism: Sebastes umbrosus (honeycomb rockfish)
Lineage: Eukaryota; Metazoa; Chordata; Actinopteri; Perciformes; Sebastidae
Gene: lman2
Product: lectin, mannose-binding 2
Exons: 8
Coding region: 253-1263 (336 amino acids)
Biological process (GO): endoplasmic reticulum organization; Golgi organization; endoplasmic reticulum to Golgi vesicle-mediated transport
Cellular component (GO): Golgi membrane; endoplasmic reticulum membrane; endoplasmic reticulum-Golgi intermediate compartment
Molecular function (GO): D-mannose binding
Source: RefSeq, a predicted model, not a curated record